Messenger RNA from Acaromyces ingoldii, 945 nucleotides. RefSeq lists its product as hypothetical. Gene Ontology annotation, molecular function: acyltransferase activity, transferring groups other than amino-acyl groups. The transcript has a single exon. Bases 1 to 945 code for a protein of 314 amino acids. NCBI's taxonomy places the organism in Eukaryota, Fungi, Basidiomycota, Exobasidiomycetes, Exobasidiales, Cryptobasidiaceae. The record is from RefSeq and is a predicted model, not a curated record.
AUGACACACGUCCGUGAGGUACGCGAGGGCGACCUAGCGACCAUCGCAUCGCACUGCGCAGAGGCGCGAUACCCUCUCAAUGAACAGAUGCUGCGGCGGAUGAUCCUCCACCCGCAGACGCGCUAUCUCUGCCUGGUUGACGACGAGGACGACGAGCGCAUCCUCUGCUCGUGCGUCUUGACCUCCGUCGGCGGGCGUGCCCUCUAUCUGGCCAUGUUUGUCACUCCUUCCCAGCACCGUCGUCGUGGCUAUGGUGUGGCACUCAUUCGGUGGCUCCUAGCGGAUGUGCAGCAAUCCAACGACAGCGUGGACCGCGUCUUCCUUGGUGCCUCUCCGAUGAGCAAGGCAAUCUUCGAGCGUGAGGGCUUCGUGCCGGAAGAAGGAAGUUGCAACAAGCUCUCGAUGCCGGGUACAGUUGCGCCUGAUGCUCGAGAGGGCUUCCUUUCGACGAGGCUAGACCAGCUUCCGGAUCCGGUGCAAUGCCAGCUGGCCGACAUGUGCGACCAAGGAGGCAGGCUUCAGCGAUGGUCCCUAUACGCCUCGAUCCUGGCCGAAGCCACCGUCCACAUUCUCUUUGACCAAACGACAGAGAGACAGGACAAAGUGGUUGCCUGGCUAGCCACACGCCCCGAUGGGAAAGAGAGAACAACGCUUGGGCCUCUGAUGGCGUAUGACGUCGAUGUAGCAAGCCGUCUUGUCGGCAUGGUGGUCAGGCCCCUCACCCGGAACGGUGGCCCCGUGCAGACGGUUGACGCAUUCACCGAUCCGAGAAGCAAUCGGAAGAGCCAGCUGCAGGAGUCGCUUCUUUCACGGGGCUGGCAACUUCAAAAGGGCUUUCCCUUAAUGACACACCGUCUCGCACGAGACAAAGGCGAGGGAGUAAAUACGGCAGCUGCCCCGGGGCUUGCACUGCACCUUAUGCACCCUGUUUGUGGCGUGCUCUGA